Messenger RNA from Mauremys reevesii (Reeves's turtle), 495 nucleotides. RefSeq names its product transmembrane protein 92 (gene TMEM92). The coding region runs from base 1 to 495 and encodes 164 amino acids. The transcript is spliced from 5 exons. The record is from RefSeq and is a predicted model, not a curated record. Lineage: Eukaryota; Metazoa; Chordata; Testudines; Geoemydidae.
AUGCCCCCGCCCCGGAGACCCCCGGCCCACCUGCUCCUGGUUUGCCUCUUUGCCAGCUUCCAGCAGGUCUCGCCAGGCACUUUGCUCCUCUGCGGGAUCUCCUUGUGUUCGGGAGAGCACUGCUGCGAUGGUCAGUGCUGUAGCCUACACCCAGGAGUCCGGGAGGAGACGAACCCGUUCGGACUCAUCUUCAUCCUCACUGGCAUGAUAAUGGGGUUCGUGUGCCUCUUCGCCGCCUGCAAGUGCCUCAAGGCCCGUGCCGCGCUGCACGAGACGGAGGGCGUCCAACCGGCGCAGCCCCAGGUCCCGCCUGCCCCCAGGACGGCAACUCCCGGGCCCCCCUCCCAGCAGCCCCAGGAGGAUCCCCCGCCCUACAGCGAGGUGGCGUCAAAGCCAUUCCUGUACCCGCUCCCUGACAUCCCGCCGCCCUGUUACAGCAACGUCGUCAUGGCAGACCCUCCGGCAACAGGCGUUAACCACCGGACCACGCUCUAG